UUCCCCGCUCGGCGGCUCCAUGCGAGCGGCCCGGCGCUAGCGCGGGGCAGCGGCGCUGCCCAGGAUGAGUGAGCUGGAGGGGGACUUCGCCGCGCUGCUGCUGCUCAAGGAGGAGCGCAUCAGGGAGCUGGAGCGGCGCCUCGGCGAGAAGGACGACGAGAUCCAGGAGCUGCGCCGGCGGCUGCACAAGUGCCAGUCGGUACUGCCCGCGCCCAGCCCGCACAUCGGGCCCCGCACCACCCGGGCGCAGGGCAUCUCGGCCGAGCCGCAGACCUACCGCUCCUUCCACGACCUACGCCAGGCGUUCCGCAAGUUCACCAAGGCCGAGAGGUCCAAGGAGCUAAUAAAGGAAGCAAUCCUUGACAAUGACUUCAUGAAGAAUUUGGAACUGUCGCAGAUCCAGGAGAUUGUGGAUUGUAUGUAUCCUGUGGAGUAUGGCAAAGACAGCUGCAUCAUCAAGGAGGGAGAUGUGGGUUCCCUGGUGUAUGUCAUGGAAGAUGGGAAGGUUGAAGUGACAAAAGAAGGCGUGAAGCUGUGCACCAUGGGACCUGGCAAGGUAUUUGGGGAGUUAGCCAUUCUCUACAAUUGCACCCGGACAGCAACUGUCAAAACUCUCGUAAAUGUGAAACUUUGGGCUAUUGAUCGGCAAUGUUUUCAAACAAUAAUGAUGAGGACAGGCCUCAUCAAGCAUACUGAGUAUAUGGAAUUUUUAAAAAGCGUUCCCACAUUCCAGAGCCUUCCUGAGGAGAUACUUAGUAAGCUUGCAGAUGUCCUUGAAGAGACACACUAUGAAAGCGGAGAAUAUAUUAUCCGACAAGGUGCUCGAGGGGACACUUUUUUUAUAAUCAGCAAAGGAAAGGUGAACGUUACUCGUGAAGACUCCCCCAGUGAAGAUCCAGUCUUUCUCCGUACUUUAGGGAAAGGAGAUUGGUUUGGAGAAAAAGCACUUCAAGGGGAGGAUGUCAGAACUGCCAAUGUCAUUGCAGCUGAAGCAGUAACUUGUCUGGUCAUAGACAGAGACUCCUUCAAACAUCUGAUUGGUGGCCUAGAUGAUGUUUCGAACAAAGCUUAUGAAGAUGCAGAAGCAAAAGCAAAAUAUGAAGCUGAAGCUGCCUUCUUCGCUAACCUGAAACUGUCUGAUUUCAACAUCAUUGACACCCUUGGAGUCGGAGGGUUUGGACGAGUUGAGCUGGUCCAGUUGAAAAGUGAAGAGUCAAAAACGUUUGCGAUGAAAAUCCUGAAGAAACGUCACAUAGUGGACACAAGACAGCAGGAGCACAUCCGCUCGGAGAAGCAGAUCAUGCAGAGCGCUCACUCGGACUUCAUUGUAAGGCUCUACAGGACAUUCAAGGACAGCAAGUACCUGUACAUGCUGAUGGAAGCUUGUCUAGGUGGAGAGCUGUGGACAAUUCUCAGGGACAGAGGUUCAUUUGAGGAUUCGACAACCAGGUUUUACACGGCAUGCGUAGUCGAAGCUUUUGCAUAUUUGCAUUCCAAAGGAAUAAUUUAUAGGGACCUCAAGCCAGAAAACCUCAUUCUGGAUCAUCGAGGUUAUGCCAAACUGGUUGAUUUUGGCUUUGCAAAGAAAAUAGGAUUUGGAAAGAAAACAUGGACUUUUUGUGGAACUCCAGAGUACGUAGCCCCCGAGAUCAUCCUGAACAAAGGUCACGACAUUUCAGCAGACUACUGGUCACUGGGAAUCCUAAUGUAUGAACUCCUGACUGGCAGUCCCCCUUUCUCAGGCCCAGACCCCAUGAAGACUUAUAAUAUCAUAUUAAGGGGAAUUGACAUGAUUGAAUUUCCAAAGAAGAUUGCCAAAAAUGCUGCUAAUUUAAUUAAAAAACUAUGCAGAGACAAUCCAUCAGAAAGAUUAGGGAACUUGAAAAACGGAGUGAAAGAUAUCCAAAAGCACAAAUGGUUUGAAGGCUUUAACUGGGAAGGGUUACGAAAAGGGACACUGACACCUCCUAUAAUACCAAGUGUUGCAUCUCCAACAGACACAAGCAAUUUUGACAGCUUCCCUGAGGACAAUGAUGAACCACCCCCUGACGACAACUCAGGAUGGGACAUAGAUUUUUAAUGUAUUUCUCUUACCUGCUUCUGCCUUGCUGAAGACAGAUUCCUGGGACAUGGCUGCCAGCGAAACCGAAAGAACUGGGAAGGAUUCGUGCUCGGGGUCACCAUGAUGCCUUGAUUGAUGCUGCUACAGUAACUACAGUGGCAUUAGGACUUAUUGCUUAGAUGACAAUAGUGCUCUUCAUGUUUUAUGUUCAAACUUAAUAUAGCAGUUGACAUGGUGGUCCUGACGCAAAGCCUUUCACCAGUAAAGAAACAUGUUUUCUAUCACUGCAAUGAUCUUGCUACGCUCUAAUUACAAAAGUCGAAAGAUACGUAGUGUAAGACACACUUCAUUCUAGCUGCAAGGUACUGGCUUUAUCAGUAAGAUCAAUAGUAAUUUAUUAAGUGCUGUAGGUAAAUACAGUACAGGAUCUGGGCUUCUCCCACACUCCAAACUAGGUAGGAACUGGCCAACUUCGGCUGUUGGCCAGUGUAGGAACAAAGGAGGACAGCAACGGUACUGGUCAAAGAGUUCAUGUCAAAGCAGUGGUAAAAUUUGUCCAUUUUCUUUCCAAGCAGUGUUCAUGACAAGAAUGAAUGUUACUUUUCCUCUUUCUUUUGGAGAAUUUUUAUUUAAUCUAGUAAAACAAAAGCACAACUGCUCUAGAUCCUGUUAAGGCAGAUAUGGGUCGCUUCUCUCAUACAGCUGAGAACAUAACGUAACAUGACGUUUGCAUUUUUUCCUUUCCUUUGGUACAAAAACAUAAAUGCAUGGAAAGAAAUCAUAAAAUUACCCAUUUUACCUAUAAAAUAGUGCUUAAAUAAUGGUACUAUAAUAAAGCGACAGCAGCCAACUGGUCUUAUUAAUUAGCUAUUAGGCUUAAAACUAAGCUUAACUUUUACAUUUUUAGAACCCAAAGGGAAAAUAUAAGACCCGUAAUGUACUUUAUAGGUGCUAUGUACAUCCUUCAUCUGUGAAUAUACCUAUUCAGUCAACCACCAUUUCAGAAAUAUGUAGCAAGAGGUAUUGUGCCCCAUCAUGCUCUUAGAACAGAUGAGUUUACAUCUCCGUGUCUGCAUCUCUUCCAUGUUUAUUACAAAGCUAAUUAAAACAAUAUAAAAUGUAAUGGAGGGCCAGUUUGCUGGCUCUUUUUUUUUAAUAUUGCCCAUAAAAAUGUAAUUCUAAUGUCUCACCAAACUAAGUCGGAAGGAGCUCCACAGAAAAGUCAGUGGAAUUUAGCGGAAAUCUGAUAUUUCGUGUGGGUUUGUUUUGUAAGAGUUACCGGUCUACAUUUCGCCAGCGUACCAAGAUCCCAGUGACGACAUUUAAGGCACGGGGAUGGCCAGAGCUGGGUCAGCUUGUAUGAAAAAAAAAGCCAGGGAAAAGGAUGUUGGUGCAUGUAUGCUUUCCUUCCCCUGACUUCCACUGCUUUUCCUUUGCUCUAGUGAAGUCUCUUCUGGUUUAUACAGACGUAAGAAGGCAAUACUGUCCUGUAUGCCUACUCAUUGGAUUGUACACGGGUCUAGAAGUUUAUCCCAUCGUACCAACAAGAAACGUCAGCUUUCUUACAGACCCUGCCCCCAAAUUAGCAAAUGCUGCCCCAUUUCAUCUCAGAGUUGUCAAGAAUGGUUACAUAUCCUGGAAGUCAAAAGAUCAACUUCUGCUGACCAUUUUUGCAUAGUGUGCAGAAAACAUAUACUUUAACUGUAAAAAAAUAUUUCUCCAGUGCUAAAUCUUUUCUGUGUUCCUAAUGGAAGUGACUUCCAUAGUCUUAAUAGAACAUACGAAAAAGAUGUUUCCUCCACUUCUUUGACAGCAUCAACAAUGUCUGCUGCUUGCCAGCAACCUAAAGAGCUUGGUCACCACAAACCCCUUCAAACCCAGUCCAUUCUGCUGAAUUUUCUCCAUAGUUAUGCAGAAGGGCAAGGGAACGUCAUCCGCACAAUAACAUCAGGUUAUUUCUGCUGCUCAUCCGUCCCAUGCAGCAUCGUAUUAAAAUUUGUUUGCCUUGAGAACCGUAGGGAAAAGACAGUAACUAUGCCUACCAGGAAUCACUCAUGUAGAGCAAAUAAUGAGUUUUCAAUCCAAAGGACUGAAAGCAAACACUGAACACUAGGGCUAAAACAGUCACCAGUCAUCGGAGCAAACAAGCAGUCGCGCUUGCUGCGUGAAGGCUCAGUUCGUUAUUCACGUCCCCCCGUUUUUUCACUCGAUGCUGUGGCUACCUUGGAGGACAAAAAUUGUUACAUUUGUUGACUUUCUACAGAAGUACAUACAGAGGAGUUUGUCUCAAUACAGUCACAGCGAGUAGCUGAGAUUCAGCUGUCUGUCAAGCAAAGGGUUGCCAGGAGCAUCACAACCCCUUGGGGGCAACCCAGAAGUGUUAUGGGAAGAAUGUUUUAAAAUGGGCUGAUGAGUUAUUUUCUUUCUUCCUAUCCAUUUUUCCUUGUGCCAUGCACCGCAAGACCUGCAUCGUGUGGCAUGCACUGUACUGAAUAUAAAUUUGUUUUGGUAUCAAACACCUCACUUGACUUCCAUCACUUUUACUAAGCAUCCUUUAAACGACAUACUUAGCAUAUGUAUAUUAUAAACACCUUCAUUUAUAAGUAAUAUAUUUGAGUUGCAUAAUAUAUAUAUAUAUUCACAAUUGAUUGCCUCUGUGUUUCCACUUACUGUCUUUUCUUUGUCUCCUUUUUUAAUAUAUGGGACAACGGUGUAUUUACGCAAGGGGAAAUCAGCUGCCGUAUUUAAAACAAGCGUAUUAGGAUUGGUGUCAUAAGAUACAGAAGAUCUGUAGCAUCUUACAGUGCUGCAUUAUCCAUAGCAAACUCUUAUUUAACAACAGGACCACAAGCAAAUAUUUAUGUAAAUAGAUAUUUUCGUGUUGAUAUUUUGUGGUACACAUAAAACUUUUUAUUUAGAGUUCCAUGGCAUUAUUACUUCAUUUUCUUAUUUGUAAUGUAAUGUUUUUAGAUCGAAGUAGACUUGAAUUAAUGUCAUAAUUGUCAGUAUUAUUAAACUUUAUGUCGACUGUACUGUUACUCAUCCGUCCCAUAGGUUUAGAACAUGACUAGCUAUCUGGCAUUGUUGCAAGUGCCUUAAAUCCAUGGCAUCCUAUAAAAAAAGACAAAUUUGGUGUUAUGCUGCAUGACAAAGACAAACACACCUCAAAAUGUUGUCCUUUCUUAGCUUGCUGCGUUUUACAGUUCUUUCUGCUAACAAUUUAUAAGCCUUUAUUAUAUAAUAUUGAUGAAUUACAGAAAUGAUGAAGUCGUUCUCUUAUUUCUGUUAAAUGUACCAGAGCUGUGUAUCUGUUAAUGAGAUACAGAGUCAUUUCUGUGAAAUGUAUAAAUGUAUGUGCGGGUCAAAUUAAUAUAUGACAUCCUAUCAGUCUGUAUACAGGUAUUCCUGUUUCGCUAAGCUGUGCAGAUCCAGCCCAUAGUGCAGUCCGGCUCCAGCGUACCGUCUUUUAUAAAACCCACGACAAACGUUCUGCCCCGAAAAGCGAUGAGCGGCUAAAGGUGAAUUGCCACCAUGCGCAACUCACACCUCUGAGGCGAGACCGGGUGCCCCCCAAGAAACGCCACAGUAGCUCAUUUGAGCCCCUCGACCAAGCAGGAUCUGUGCUUUCUGCCAUCCUCGCGUGCAGCCCAUCGCAGAGGCGAGGCCCUGGCGCUGCUGCACAGCCGGCCUGGGAGCGAUGCCAUUUCUCUGAGCCGCCGGGCAUCAUGCCGGGACUCGGCCAGCCCCAGGCUCUAUGGGCAAAAGAGAAAUUUCACGUGGAGUUGCCUGUCGUCCUGAGUCCGAUUUACGCUGUUUUUACACUGGUCCUUUAUUUUUUGUAAUCUGAUUUCUCCAGUUUUCUUCUUACAAUGGAUUCUACAUAAAAGAGUUUUCUUGUUUGUCAGAAAAUUGUCUGUCAUCCGAUGGUCGUCGACCAGUUGCACUCUUUUGAUGUAGAUUUAAGAACUUUUUUUCAUGAACUUAACUGCUUUUGUUUUGCUCUGUAUUUUCCCUGCAGCUGUAAUUGCCGAGUGCCUGUUGUAUACUUUAUAGAGUUGAAAUAAAAAUAAUUACUUUUGA
Oxyura jamaicensis (ruddy duck) is the source of this 6142-nucleotide messenger RNA. RefSeq names its product protein kinase cGMP-dependent 1 (gene PRKG1). The record is from RefSeq and is a predicted model, not a curated record. The transcript is spliced from 18 exons. Gene Ontology annotation, biological process: protein phosphorylation. Lineage: Eukaryota; Metazoa; Chordata; Aves; Anseriformes; Anatidae. Bases 65 to 2080 code for a protein of 671 amino acids. Gene Ontology annotation, molecular function: cGMP-dependent protein kinase activity; ATP binding.